This is a messenger RNA of Eutrema salsugineum, 405 nucleotides long. RefSeq names its product B3 domain-containing protein At1g43171. The record is from RefSeq and is a predicted model, not a curated record. Gene Ontology annotation, molecular function: DNA binding. The transcript has a single exon. Bases 1 to 405 code for a protein of 134 amino acids. NCBI's taxonomy places the organism in Eukaryota, Viridiplantae, Streptophyta, Magnoliopsida, Brassicales, Brassicaceae.
AUGAAUUAUUAUUGUGAGUAUAGAAUAGACCCGGCUAUGAUCAUAUCAAAAAAGCUAUCAAAGAGUGAUCUUGAUGGUAAUGUGAAACUACCGAAAAAACAAGUAAUGUCUGUUCUCAGGAAGAUGAAAGGCGUUACACAAGAGACUUUGCAAAACGGUAUCGAAGUGAAAGUUCUCAACACAGCUGAAGCAGAUCCCAACACUAACUAUAGAGGCGAUGAGUACACAGUUACUCUGAGAUGUAUUGGCAAUAAUAAAUUUUAUUUCGGGGUUGGUUGGGGUACUAUGAAGCAUUCAAUGGAUCUCAACGAAGGCGAAACUCUGAAGCUCUACUGGGAUUACUUAGAAGAAGCAUUCAUUGUUCUUAAUAUUCCAUAUUUAGUUAUAGACGAUGAUGAGAUUUGA